Messenger RNA from Periconia digitata, 1102 nucleotides. Lineage: Eukaryota; Fungi; Ascomycota; Dothideomycetes; Pleosporales; Periconiaceae. The record is from the annotation of a GenBank genome assembly.
UAAACGCGAAAGUCCUUGUACCGAAUUUCCUAUCUUUUUCAACAACAUUCCAAUGGCGCCAACUUCCACCCAGCCUCCGACUUCAACGGAAUCAACCCCACCAGCCUGCAUAACGGUACCGCCAGAAGGCAAAUAUCGAUACAUCCCACCAGAAGCUUGCAACGCCAACUGGGCAUACGCUCCCUCCUACCCCGCCGCAGUGGCUAUUUCAGUCAUAUUCGUCAUCAUCACCGUUGCACACAUCGUCCUAGCCAUACGUUUUCGCAAAGGCUUCUCAUGGGUCAUGAUCAUGGGAGCGAGUUGGGAACUCGUCGCUUUCAUCACGCGCGCUCUAGGUGCUCACCAACAAGACUCUCAGCCGCUUGCGUACACCAGCUCUCUUCUGUUCCUGCUGGCUCCGCUGUGGAUCAACGCGUACAUCUACAUGACCGCCGGGCGUCUGAUAUGGACGUACCAUCCCGAGAAGAAGAUCUGGUUUUUCAAAGCAAUCAGUAUCGGUGAAUACUUUGUGUGGCUAGAUAUCUUGUCAUUCCUGGUCCAGGGCGCGGGAGGUAGCAUGCUUUCGCCUGGUAGCGACGCAGAGACAAUGAACAGGGGAAAGAACAUCUACAUGACUGGGAUCGGGGUCCAAGAGUUCUUCAUUCUGCUUUUCUCUGCUCUCGUCAUUAAGUUCAUGUUGGAUGUCCGGAGGUUCCAAGGUUCUAGCAUUGGGUACUUCGGCGCGCGUUGGCAGUGGGUCACCUACGCUGUGCUCGUAUCCCUGGUUCUGAUCACCAUUCGUAUCAUCUUUCGCAUCGCCGAGUUCUCAGCUGGUACAGAUAUUUCCAAUCCGCUUCCGUACCAUGAGGGCUAUGCUUUGGGAUUGGAUGCUGUACCGAUGAUUUUGGCUACUGGCGUACUUGCGAUCCUGCACCCAGGCCUCGCACUUAAGGGUCCCGAAAGCGAGUUCCCCAGUAGAAAGGAGAGAAAAGCAGAGAAGAAGAGAAUCAAGGCUGAGAAGAAAGCAGACAAGAUAGUGAGAAAAGGGUUGAGGGAGGACCGCGGGGGUUAUCGGGAGAUGGAUCCGUCCAGCAGUUCGAAUGUAGAACUAAGCAGAGUUUGA